UGACUCUAUCCAUUCCAUUCCCCCCGAGUGUUCAUCCAUAAACUAAAUUUUUAUUCAAUGCUACAUUAAUCCGAUAUUAAUUGAUGGAUUUAUUAAGGUUGAACCGAUGCUCGAGUUUCGAAAACAUAAUUUCACAUACACACUGAAAUCUCUGACAUUUCUUCACCCUUCUCUUCUUCUGUUCUGCAUAAAGAAGAAACGAAGUGGUUAGCAUUUCCUUUUCUUUCUUUCUUUCUUUCGGGAAUCACAUUUCCAAGUUUGCAAAUCCCUUUCCUCUUUUACUGAUAGUCGUAUUUGGUUUUAUCUUCUUUUGCCGCUCAUUUUCGAUUUUUCUUCUUUUUUAAUUUUCACUUUAUAUAAUUUAGAUAAAAUAUAAAAAUAUUCGACUUGUUUGCGCAUUCACCCGUCUCAAUACGUUUAUCAUCCUCACAUGCUCCUAAAUUCACUCAUCGUGAUUGGGUUUAAAGAUCUGCGUUUUAUCUGGCCGCUCUCGAUUUCAGAUUGGUAAAGGGUCAUAGACUAAAGUCGUCGCUUGCAACUGUGUAAAAUGGAGAACUAUGAUAUAUUGGAGCAGAUUGGUAAAGGCUCCUUUGGCUCUGCGCUGCUUGUUAGGCAUAGACAAGAGAAGAAGAAGUAUGUUCUGAAGAAAAUCCGCCUAGCUAGACAGACUGAUCGUACCCGCAGAUCUGCCCACCAGGAGAUGGAGCUCAUUUCCAAAGUCAAGAAUCCAUUUAUUGUGGAGUACAAAGAUUCCUGGGUCGAAAGGGGUUGUUACGUGUGCAUCGUGAUUGGUUACUGUGAGGGAGGAGACGUGGCCGAAGCCAUUAAAAAGAGAAACGGAAUUCAUUUCCCUGAGGAGAAGCUUUGCAAAUGGUUGGUUCAACUGUUAAUGGCACUGGAUUACUUGCACUGCAACCACAUUCUUCAUCGUGAUGUCAAGUGCUCGAAUAUAUUUCUGACAAAAGAUCAAGACAUACGUUUAGGGGAUUUCGGUCUUGCUAAAGUAUUGAUUUCCGAUGAUCUAGCAUCCUCUGUAGUGGGAACGCCUAGUUAUAUGUGCCCCGAGCUUCUUGCUGAUAUGCCUUAUGGUUCCAAGUCGGAUAUCUGGUCCUUGGGGUGCUGCCUCUAUGAAAUGGCUGCUCACAAGCCUGCAUUUAAAGCCUUUGAUAUACAAGGUCUCAUCCACAAGAUAAAUAAAUCAAUCGUGUCUCCGCUUCCAACCAUGUAUACCGGCCCCUUCCGUGGGCUAAUCAAGAGUAUGCUUCGGAAAAAUCCAGAGCUGAGACCAAGCGCUGCAGAUUUGCUCCGGCAUCCACAUCUCCGGCCAUAUAUCCUCGAUAUCCAUCUCAAGUUGAACAACCCUAGGAGGCAUACUUUUCCAGCUCUGCCCUCUGAAUCCAAUUUUGUCAAGAAAACGAGAUUCGUUGGAGCUGAUGCUGCCAAACGAGAGAAAAGGUUGUCAUUCAGCAACAAUAGGGCAUUGAAUCCUAGCAUAUCUGGAAAUGAACUCGACAGUCCUUGCUCUUCGAGAAGAGCACAAAAAACGUUCAGCCAUUUGAAUGAUAAACUGUCCGACCUAUCGAUUGGUAGUGUCGGUGAUGAUAUUGGAGUGCAGAAGUUGGCUAACUCCACCAAGUUCAGUGCUGUCAAAACUCCGAGAACGACUUCUGCAAAGACUUCUUCGAAUCAUAGAAGGCAGUCUAUGACCCCAUCAAGAAUGUCGAACCCUGGUUCUACUCGUGAACUGCUUCCAGUGUGGCAUACUCCAGCGAGAAAACUGUCCCGACCAGCACGCAGAGAGUCUCUUCCGCUGUCUACCCGAGUUAAACCUAGUGUCGGUCUACUUGGUAGUGUGGAUUCCCUGGAUGUCUCUGUCAACGCUCCACGAAUUGACAAGAUGGUCGACUUUCCAUUGGCGUCUGAGGACGAGUCUGGGCUGCCAAGAAGCCGCCGGAGCUCAUUCUCCUCUGUUCAGUGCUCGUACACCCCACCAUACAGCAGUGGCCGUUCCAUCACGAAAGACAAGUGCACGGUCCAGAUUCUCGACAGAACCUUUGCUAGGUCACUCUCCGCUCAAGGCCCGCUGUACAACGGGAGCGAGUGCUCCGAACACAACCCGGUCGGCGGCGGGAGUUCGAGCCGUUCGUCGGCGGAUUCUCGGCAGAGGAGGUUUGACACGACGUCGUACCAGCAGCGCGCAGAAGCCCUGGAGGGGCUGCUCGAGUUCAGCGCGACGCUGUUGCAGCAAGAAAGGCUGGACGAGCUACAGGUCCUGCUGAAGCCGUUCGGGCCAGAGAAGGUGUCGCCACGCGAGACGGCGAUAUGGCUGACCAAGAGCUUCAAGGAGAACGCAGCGUGAUGAAAACCCAUAUAAGAAUAACAACUAACGGCAGGUAGGAACCAACCAUUACAUGGUUGUUAAUGUAGGGUUUCUUUUUGGCAUUAUCAUGAACUUCUUGUUCAUGGGAACCAAAACUAGAGUUGAGAGCACAUACUAUUAUGUAAGAACUUGUCUUCAUCUUUCUGUUUCUUAAUCAUAGUAGUACUAAUAUUCUAGCAUAUAAAAAAUGACCCACAUAGGAGUACAAAAUAUGCUGAGAUGACCCACUUAAUU
Molecule: messenger RNA, 2614 nt
Organism: Salvia splendens (bonfire salvia)
Lineage: Eukaryota; Viridiplantae; Streptophyta; Magnoliopsida; Lamiales; Lamiaceae
Product: serine/threonine-protein kinase Nek2
Exons: 15
Coding region: 548-2359 (603 amino acids)
Biological process (GO): protein phosphorylation
Molecular function (GO): protein serine/threonine kinase activity; ATP binding
Source: RefSeq, a predicted model, not a curated record